AUGUCAAGAAUCUGGUCACAAGAUCUCAACAAUUCAACUACUAAAACUACAACUACUAAUAAGCAGAAGAAAGCAAGCUGCGCUGCCACAGCAAUACCAACAUCCACAUCCGAGAAAGACGUUCACUUUAUGUGCACUAAAGGAUUGAUAAAUUCAUCGCGAAUUAAAAUUCCAUUUAAUUUGGCAUCUGCUCCAUAUUAUGCCAUAAUAAUAUUGUUAGCAAGUGGAAGUAUAGAUUUCAGAAUAAUAAUUAAUGGAUUCGUAGGCAGCGAAGGAAUUGAACCAUAUAGUAUAAUGAUUUUAUUUUAUGCUUUGGCUUAUAUAUGCGUUUCAUUAGAUUUAACAGGAUUUGUUGAAUUUUGUGCUGCAUUUACUAGUAACGAUGUAGUAGUUUUGACAGGAACAAUUUUCUUGGUAUAUUAUACGAAACAAGCAAACAUAAAUCCUCCUAUCGCAUUUUUCAUUUCAGAAUUUAUGGCCGCUAAUAUUGCCUCAAUGACACUUUACAUUGGUAAUCCAACGAAUGUAAUUGUUUCUCAAGCUUAUAGCAUUUCUUUCGUAAAAUAUAGUGCAUGGAUGCUUGCUCCAACUAUUGUAUCAAUUAUUCUUGCCUACAUAUUUCUUAGAAUAGUCUUUAGAAAUCCUAAAUUCAUUCCAAAUUAUGUUGACCCACCAAAAAGAAAUCCAAGAGAAGUUUUAAAAGAUAAAUUUGGAGCUAUUUUAGGAGUGAUUUUAUUAGGACUUUGUUUGAUUGCAUUAAUGGCUACUUCUUUCACAAAAAUUAAAGUUUGGGUCGUAACAUUACCUUUUGCCGUCGCAUCGAUGAUAAAAGAUAUUAUUUAUGAUUUAAUUGAUAGAAGAAAGAUACGAAAUGAUGCGCAAGAAAAUCAAGAAAAAAGAAAAUCAAACACUGAAUUUAAUACAACAAUUGAUUUUAGUAGCGAUAGAACUAUAGUAAAUGUCGAUAAGAAAGAUUUGGAAUCUGACAUAAUAGCUGAAAAUUUUGAAAAUUUAGAAUUAGAAUUACAAAACGAAAUUGGGGAAUCAAAAUGGCAUUGUUACUCUUUCAAAAAUAUAUUUCCAACAAUGUAUUCUGUAUUUAUUCGAAUGCCUGGAAGUCUUCUUCCAUUCUCAAUUGGCAUGUUUAUUCUUGUUGAAGCGCUUUCCUCAUUAGGAUGGAUAGCUUUAUUUGCAAGAAUUUUUUCGACUCUAACACCAUCAUAUAUACCCGCUGUGUUUGUAACAGCAACUAUUUCUAUAGUUCUCUGCAACCUAUUAAAUAAUUUACCUAUGACAGUUUUAUUGACGCGAGUUAUACAACACCCAAAUUUUUCUCAAGCAGAACAUGUAACAGAAUCGGUAAAGAUAGGUUGCCUUUUCGCGUUAGUAAUUGGAAGCAAUGUAGGCGCUUGUUUUACAGUUGUUGGAGCAUUAGCAGGUUUAAUGUGGGAUAAGAUUUUACGUGACAAAAAAAUGCAAAUUGGAUAUUGGCAAUUCUUGAAAUGGAAUCUUGGUGUAAUGCCUAUUGUUUCUCUAGGAGCAUACUUUAAGAGAAGAGUUAACAGACAAAGAAAGAGAAACUCUCGAGCAAAGUCUCUUGAAAAGAGGAAAUUACCAAACUCUGGCGUAAAGAGAAUAAAAUAUCUUGAAAAGAGGGAACCACCAAACUUUGGAAUAAAGGGGAUAAAAAAGAGGGAACCUCCAAACUUUGGAAUAAAAGGAAUAAAGUAUCUUGAAAAGCCAAACUCUGGAAUAAAGGAGAUAAAUUAUCUUGAAAAGAGGGAUCAUCCAAACUCUGGAAAGUAUCUUGAAAAGAGGGAACCGUCAAACUCUGGAAUAAAGGGGAUAAAAUAUCUUAAAAAGAGGGAACCUUCAAACUCUGGAAUAAAGGGGAUAAAAAAGAGGGAACCUCCAAAUUCCGGAAUAAAAAGAAUAAAAUAUCUUGAAAAGAAAGAACCAACGUCAAUCCCAGCUCAAAUUUGA
This is a messenger RNA of Diversispora eburnea, 1983 nucleotides long. NCBI's taxonomy places the organism in Eukaryota, Fungi, Glomeromycota, Glomeromycetes, Diversisporales, Diversisporaceae. The record is from the annotation of a GenBank genome assembly.